AUGGGAACCAAGAUCCUUCCCGAUAUCUGCUUUUCGCCGGCGCCGUCGACUUUUGAUCGUCCGUUCCGCAUUCACGUGCAAAAUCGUACGUUUCUAAUCGACGCCGAAUGUAUGAGAAAAAUCUCUCCGGUUUUCUCAGCGAUGUGUUACGGAAAGGAUUUCGAAGGAGGUCGAGAAUUAUCCAGAGAUAUUGUGGAUGAGAAAUGUGAUGACAUUGACACCUUUCUGCGUGCUGUUCAUGUUGCAAACGUUAUCAACGGUUAG
Molecule: messenger RNA, 264 nt
Organism: Angiostrongylus costaricensis
Lineage: Eukaryota; Metazoa; Nematoda; Chromadorea; Rhabditida; Metastrongylidae
Source: the annotation of a GenBank genome assembly